ACAUAACUUGGGUGUGUCAGGUAAAAAGAAUUACACAGAUUGCUCAAACCAAUCUUUCUUAAAGUGAACCAUUCCACACCACUUGAUCCCCUGAAGAAGAACCUCUGUCAACACAAUGGCGACAUCACCCCCAUCCAAGAUAUCCAAGGCCAACACCACCUUCGCUCUGGACCUUUUCAAAAAGCUCAGUGAUGCCGACAAGACCGCAAAUAUCUUCUACUCCCCCUUCAGCAUCUCUUCAGCCCUGGCUAUGGUGAUGCUGGGGACCAGGUGCAAAACAUCUGCACAGAUGUCAGAGGUCCUGUGUUUUACUGAGACCCAUAAACCAAAGGAGUUAGGAGCAGAGACAACAUUGCAGUCGCCAAUGCAGUCGCAGAUGCAGACGCGGAUGCAGAUACAGGAGCAGAUGCAGAAGACCAGCAGACUGCCACAGUAUCUGCGCAAGUGCCUGAAGCCUGAGAAAGAUGAAGAUGAGGUCCACGCAGUCUUCUCCAAACUUCUGAGUGAGCUCAUCAAGGACGACGCUCCGUAUGCCCUCAGCCUCGCCAACAGGCUUUACGGGGAGCAGUCCUACCAGUUUGUUGAGUGUUUCUUAGAAGAAACCAAAAAGUACUACAAUGCUGAGCUGGAGUCUGUGGACUUCAAAGCCAGCGCAGAAGCAGUCAGGGUCAACAUCAACAGCUGGGUGGAGGGGCAGACGCAAGGUAAAAUUAAGAAUGUGCUUGCCGAGGGUGUGGUGGAUAACAUGACCGGGUUGGUGCUGGUCAACGCCAUCUACUUCAAAGGGAAAUGGGACAAACAGUUCAAGGAGGGUUCUACUGUUGAUGCUCCGUUUAAAAUGAACAAGAAUGACUCCAAAUCGGUGAAGAUGAUGCAAGAGAAAAGUAAAUUUCUUAUCACCUCCAUUACCGAGUUCAACUGCCAGAUCCUGGAGAUGCCUUAUAAAGGAAAAGACCUCAGCAUGCUCAUCUUCCUGCCCAAUGAGAUCGAGGACGAGACAACGGGCCUUGAGAAGCUGGAGAAGGAGCUGACCUAUGAGAAAUUUGUGGAGUGGACUCGCCCAGACAUGAUGAGUGAAACUGAGGUGGAGGUUAGGCUGCCUCGAUUCAAGAUGGAGGAGUCAUGUGACUUGAAAGACAUCCUGAUCAGCAUGGGCAUGGUGGACGCUUUUGAUGUCACGAUGAGUGACUUUUCAGCCAUGUCCCCAGCAAAUGACCUGGUAGUGUCAAAAGUCGUCCACAAGGCUUUUGUUGAGGUCAACGAGGAGGGAACUGAGGCUGCUGCUGCCACUGCUGUCGUGCUAACAGAACGCGCUUUAUUGGUUCCGCUUACGUUCAUCGCUGACCACCCCUUCCUCUUCUUCAUCCAACACAAUGUCACCAAAAGCGUUCUCUUUGCUGGCCGAUACUGCUCCCCUGAGUGAGCGCUGCUGUAUGUCCUGCAGGCACAAAGACAAGUUACGGGCCCUGCACUCCUCCUACAUAAAUCAAUAAUUUAUAAUACUUUAAAAGCUCAUUAGUUUCUUUUUUAAAUUGCUCUUACCAUGUUUAUGUUAGCAAAAUAAUACACAAAAGCAAAUUCCUGUGUUCCUGGACUAUAUUUUCCAACCAUCCACUAGAUUCGGUCUUUGUCCGUGUUUUUCUUUGACAUCCUGCCCACAUUCUCCUUCUCUGUGAUCCACAUCCUAUUUUCACAUUCCAUUCAUUAUAUUAUUCAUUCAUCUGUCCCAAGUGGAACGUUUUAGCAAUUGUUUCCCACGGUCUUAAUAACACAUGGUCUAAAAUGUCAUUAUUUCUUCUGUCCAUAUAUUGAGUGUAUAUGAAUAAUCUUUUCUUGUAAUUGAGUAUGAAAUAAAAUGGUCUUACUUCUGUCUAUGCAAUCUGAAUGUCUUACAAAUCAUGGCGUUCUCGUCUUUAUCUAGAGAGAAUAUAUCAAUUAUGUAAAGUGUUGUGAGAAGGAAGAAACAGAAUAAAGAGUCUUUUGUCAUA
Molecule: messenger RNA, 1988 nt
Organism: Notothenia coriiceps (black rockcod)
Lineage: Eukaryota; Metazoa; Chordata; Actinopteri; Perciformes; Nototheniidae
Product: leukocyte elastase inhibitor-like
Exons: 10
Coding region: 116-1423 (435 amino acids)
Biological process (GO): negative regulation of endopeptidase activity
Molecular function (GO): serine-type endopeptidase inhibitor activity
Source: RefSeq, a predicted model, not a curated record